CUUUUCUGAAGCCGUGAACCACUUCCCACAUCAGCCCCUCAAUUUCAACAGCAUCACAUCAAAAUGCUGCGUCAGAUAAAACCGCGCAACGCGCGCAGCAAGCGUGCCCUGGACAAAAGAGCCCCCAAAGCCGUCGAGAACCCCAAAACCGCACUCUUCCUCCGCGGCAGCAGCUGCUCGCAAAUCGCCCAGGAUGCGCUCUCCGACCUGUACCAGCUGCGCAUCCCACUGGCCAAGAAAUUCACCAAGAAGAACGAGAUCCACCCGUUCGACGACGCCUCGUCCCUGGAGUUCUUCAGCGAGAAGAACGACGCCUCGCUCCUCGUCUUCGGCUCCACGUCCAAGAAGCGCCCGCAUGCCAUCACCCUCGUGCGCACUUUCGCUUACAAGGUGCUGGAUAUGCUGGAGCUGUAUCUGGAUCCCGAGAGCUUUCGGACGUUGAGCCAAUUCAAGAAUAAAAAGUGUGCCGUGGGAUUGAAACCCCUACUGUUGUUUGCUGGCACCCCCUUUGAGAGCCCCGUUCCGAAUGAAUAUACCCUGGCCAAGAGCUUCUUUACCGAUUUCUUCAAGGGCGAGCCGGCGGAUAAGGUGGAUGUUGAGGGGUUGCAGUAUAUCGUUUCGAUCAGUGCGAGGGAUAGCGUUGAUGGCGAGGAGGCGAAGCCAAAGAUUCAUCUCAGGGUCUAUUUGAUCAAGACUAAGAGGAGUGGUCAGAAGUUACCGAGGGUCGAGGUUGAGGAGAUGGGUCCUAGGAUGGAUUUCAGAGUAGGGAGGGUGAAGGAAGCUGAUGAGAGUGUGAUGAAGGAAGCUUUGAAGAAGGCCAAGACGAACCAGGAGAGGCCGAAGAAGAAUAUCGAGACUGAUAUAAUGGGCGACAAGAUGGGCAGGAUCCAUCUUGGAAAGCAGGACUUGAAGGAAUUGCAGACAAGGAAAAUGAAGGGAUUGAAGAGAAGUAGGGAUGUGCUUGAUUCGGAAGAUGAUGAGGAGAUGUUGGAUGAUGCUGUCAGUGAUGAGGAGUCAGUCAAGAAGCCGCGGAAGUGAUAAGUUUGGCUUACACUAGUCAAAAUACAUGGCAGGGAGUUAGGCGUUGGCUAUGGAAAAGGGGUUUGCUUAUGUACACCGAUUCGAUUCACGUCGAGUGAUUCUUUUCUAGGGAUCUUAUUUGUUCCUGACG
This is a messenger RNA of Amorphotheca resinae ATCC 22711, 1171 nucleotides long. RefSeq lists its product as hypothetical. Lineage: Eukaryota; Fungi; Ascomycota; Leotiomycetes; Helotiales; Amorphothecaceae. Bases 64 to 1038 code for a protein of 324 amino acids. The transcript is spliced from 2 exons. Gene Ontology annotation, cellular component: nucleolus. The record is from RefSeq and is a predicted model, not a curated record. Gene Ontology annotation, biological process: maturation of LSU-rRNA from tricistronic rRNA transcript (SSU-rRNA, 5.8S rRNA, LSU-rRNA); ribosomal large subunit assembly. Gene Ontology annotation, molecular function: rRNA binding.